Molecule: messenger RNA, 1053 nt
Organism: Gongylonema pulchrum
Lineage: Eukaryota; Metazoa; Nematoda; Chromadorea; Rhabditida; Gongylonematidae
Source: the annotation of a GenBank genome assembly
AUGAGUAUCUCGCUGACUGAAUCAUCGCUAAUGAUGCACUUCCCUGCUCAAAUAGCGAUUUCCUUCCUACUGUCAACUAGGAUAAUGAAUCUGCAUGGUGCCUUGGAUGAUCAUCCGGACUCGUACUGGCUGACUGUGGAUCUGCUGAGCGUGGAUUGGCGUAAAGGUUGCCUAACUACAGCUGGCUGUGCAGAACCACGGUUUCAGAUCACCGAAUUGAACACAGUUAACAAUGAAGCAAAUUCGAUCAGCUGGCCGGUAACACUCAAAAUGGCUGAGGAAGGCCAACAUUCAUUUAUCUCACACUGGACAUCUAGCAGUGUUAGCGAUAUCGCAUUGAAAUGUGAAGUAGCCGGCUUGGAUCCCGCUUACGGGUUUCCGCGAAUAUGCGAUUCCACUGCUAUACGGCGCAUUUUUGAGGAUGAGGACAAAUGCUUGCAGCAUGAUCACCUUGGUCGUCCUCGAAAGCAAAAGUUAACAAAAAACGGAAAAUUGGUGAUGGAAGUACGAGCGAAAUGCUUCAACGCUUCGUUAGCCGUGCAAAAGUAUGACCGCUGCCCGACUUGUGCUGAGCACCACAGUAUCGCGGUGGUUGAACAGUACACGGAUCCAGAAACGAGCAACGAUUUAUUGCAUCGUAUCAAUGGUAAUGAUCACUUCAUUUAUGCGCUGCUGAUACUAUCAGCAUUUACUGCUGUACUGACAACCGGAUUCGCUUGCCUCUUUAUUGCCUUUCUACAUCAAAAGCGGCGCUUGAAAGUGUGCACAUCCAAGCAGCGCUUGCAUUCCGAACCGCUCAAUACAAUACAUACGUUGCAUGCUUGCCCCGAAGAUACAAGGUACGAUGUUCCGUGGGAGCAAGUUUCAACAACAUAUCGACGACCACCUUACCGAAAUUUAAGUAGCAAAGGCAGCUUUACCGCAAUGCCGCCCUCAUUGAUUGGACCAGUCUCCGAUGUCACGGCGCUGGCACGACCUGAUAUCAGAAAAACUUCACCAAGUUCGUCGUUCGGUGCCGAGCGGCAUGACGAUAGCGGCUUAGAAUCUGUUUAG